AUGAUUUGAGUAUUCUUUCUACAAGUACAGUAAAAAAUUUAGGAAAUACGCACCGGUAGUAGCUUCGUACGAAGUUACGAACUACGCGAAGUGGCGGUGUGCCUAUUAAACCGCUGCCAGACUCUGAUCAGCUGUUGCUUGUUAGUUCUUGGUACUCACUUUACUGUCCUAUCCAGUACAUAUACUGUACAAAACAUUCGGUGGAAGAAAUCAGCUGUUUCUUUCCGCAGUAUCGUGGAGUUUCAACUCACUAACUGGUGUUUUCAUUUCUAAUCAAACAUGAUCCUUUCGAAAUUUAAUCCGUUCCGCGGUAGCCUUUUGCAUAUUCGUCGGGCCUCUUCAUGGCAGUCGACGGGCUUACGCUACAAGGAAUUCGGCGAUCCGGACAAAGUGCUUGCCAUUGAAACCGAGUCCAUUCCGCAGACGCUGAGCGAAGGAGAUGUUGCGCUAAAGUUCCUGGCAGCGCCCAUCAAUCCCGCGGAUAUCAAUACCGUCCAAGGAGUGUACGGAGUGAAGCCAAAACUGCCCUGGGUGGCUGGCAAUGAAGGCACCGCCGAAGUACUUUCCGUGGGAUCCGCUGUGAAGAACGUCAAAUGUGGCGACCGCGUUAUUAUGUCUACCGAUACUCCGGGUACGUGGCAGACGCAUGCUGUUGUACCGGCCACGCAAGUGCUCAAGAUCCCCAACGACGUGCCUUUUUGGGCCGCGGCCACGUUGGCCAUCAAUCCCUGCACGGCAUUCCGUAUGUUGUAUGAUUACGCUGCCCUUCGAAAGGGAGACGUGAUUAUUCAGAACGGCGCGAACAGUGCCGUCGGUCAGCUGGUGAUUCAGUUCGCCGCAGCCAACGACUGGCAGACGAUCAAUAUCAUCCGUGACCGUCCGGAUAAGGAAGCCACACUGUCCCAUUUGAAAUCGCUGGGCGGCACUCACAAUAUCACCGACGCCGACCUCCAGGAUCGCAAACUCCUCGGUAGUCUGCCUAAAGCCAAAUUGGGCUUGAACUGCGUGGGCGGCAAAGCCGUCAGCGAUAUGACCAAACUGCUGACGAAUCAAGCCCAACUGGUCACGUACGGUGGCAUGUCCAAGCAACCCCUUCUCGUGCCGACAACAGCCUUGAUUUUCAAGGACAUUGUACUGCGCGGCUUCUGGAUUGGAGCCUGGUGCCGGGAUAGUUCGACGGAGGAGAGAAUUGAGAUGCUGAACAACGUGGUGCAGUUGAUGAAGGAUGCUAAAGUCCGUCCGCCCAAGAUGGAGGCUAUCGGCAUGAAGGAUUAUAAAGAGGCUAUCAAGAAGACACAAGAGGGAUUCUGUGGGAAGAAGUACCUGCUGGUUUUGGAUGAGCAGAUUAUGGAUCAGGUACGGAAGGAACUGCAGUAAUUGUUGGAAGUCAGCCGCCUUGCCGUUCGUUCAAGGUCCUCUAGAAGUUUUUUAAAAUGCACGCUGUGUUACGUUGCAGAGAUGGGUUUGGUGGUGGAAUAAUUACUGAUGUUUUAUCUUGUUAUUCCGGGUUGCCAUUGCACUUCACAGUAUUUUGUAAAAUUUAAGCAUAAUUAUGUCUGAUUUGAUUCGGUGGUUUUUUGGAGGCGUUAACGCGGCAGGGUUUUUUACGGUUUCUUAGAAUUGGAAGCUAAUAUAUAAAUGGUGGGAAUUACAAAAUCUUGAAACUUUGAAAGUAAAAGAUUUGUGCGCUUCU
Molecule: messenger RNA, 1693 nt
Organism: Paramacrobiotus metropolitanus
Lineage: Eukaryota; Metazoa; Tardigrada; Eutardigrada; Parachela; Macrobiotidae
Product: enoyl-[acyl-carrier-protein] reductase, mitochondrial-like
Exons: 3
Coding region: 280-1377 (365 amino acids)
Biological process (GO): fatty acid metabolic process
Cellular component (GO): mitochondrion
Molecular function (GO): trans-2-enoyl-CoA reductase (NADPH) activity
Source: RefSeq, a predicted model, not a curated record